AUGAAAUGUAUUGGAUUUGACCAGUGUAACUCUAUUGUGCUCGAUUUGAUCUGUCUCAUGUUUGCUUAUCGCGAGUUUCCAUCUGAGGUUCCACUGGGAGGUGGACGGGUACGCAAGAUCGGGUCCACUAUCCGACUCCACCGUUCCAAGAUUCGGAGAGGUCUGAAUGUGGGAUUGGCCCCGUGCUUAGAUUACCAAGAAAAGUCCGAAAUAUAA
Molecule: messenger RNA, 216 nt
Organism: Penicillium hordei
Lineage: Eukaryota; Fungi; Ascomycota; Eurotiomycetes; Eurotiales; Aspergillaceae
Exons: 2
Coding region: 1-216 (71 amino acids)
Source: RefSeq, a predicted model, not a curated record